Stegastes partitus (bicolor damselfish) is the source of this 2104-nucleotide messenger RNA. RefSeq names its product otopetrin 2 (gene otop2). The record is from RefSeq and is a predicted model, not a curated record. Gene Ontology annotation, biological process: proton transmembrane transport. Lineage: Eukaryota; Metazoa; Chordata; Actinopteri; Pomacentridae. Bases 24 to 1820 code for a protein of 598 amino acids. Gene Ontology annotation, molecular function: proton channel activity. Gene Ontology annotation, cellular component: membrane. The transcript has 6 exons.
AAUAGAUCUUAGAGAAAGCAGUCAUGUGUUUCAUCACUGGCUAUCUGUGUAACUGUCUGACCGGUGGCAAUCUUUGUGAACCAUGCAGGAUGACGGCCAAAGACCGGGAAACGGAGGAAGCCCACCUGUCCAACAACAUAAACGCACUGGGUCAGACGGGGAGCGUGAGUGAACCCGACCUGAACAGCUCGUCCACGGAGGUCGUGAGGGAGCGAGGCCGAAACUGGGGAUGGAUGGUGUCAGCGAUCAUCUGCGUAAACAUUUUGAUCCUGGGCUGUGCCUUAGUCAGCGGCAGCGCUUACAACAAUGUCAAAAUCAGCACCCCUGACCUGCAGGUUUUCCUCAUCAUCAUCCUCCUCCUCACCUCCAUCUGGAUGGUUUAUUAUUGCAUUUACACAGUCAGGACAGAAAAUGCUGUCAUUUACAAGGAUGACCAUGCUGGACCUGUAUGGCUCAGGGGAGGACUUGUGCUAUUUGGACUCCUCAGUAUUAUCAUGGACAUUUUCAAGAUAGCCAGCUACGUGGGAUACCUCCACUGUGAUUCUGCUGUUAAAGUUGCAUUCCCUGUGAUACAACUUAUUUUUGUACUUAUACAGACAUACUUUUUGUGGAUCCAUUCCAAAGACUGUGUGCAGCUGCAAAGGAACGUUACGCGCUGCGGGUUGAUGCUAACCCUUUCUACAAAUCUAGUUUUAUGGAUGACGAAUGUCACAGAGGAGUCCCUUCACCAAACAGUUCUUCCCGACUAUCCAGACUCCUAUCCAGACAACACCACUAAACUGUCUGGACGAAACCUGUACAUCAGCAAAGCGGGUUAUGGAGACGAAAAGUGCAAGUGCAGCCACACAUCAUGCAGCAUCUUCAAGGAGGCCUACUACUACCUGUACCCUUUCAAUAUCGAGUACAGCCUGUUUGCCUCGGCCAUGGCCUACGUCAUGUGGAAAAACGUAGGCCGAGUAGCAGCCGAGCAUGGCCACCACAACAUCAAAUUUAGUCUAAAGGAUAUAUUUCUUGGUCCCGUUUUCGGAAUCUUCUUAGUAAUCACAGGUCUGGUUACAUUUAUUGUAUACGAGAUGGAGAUGAAAAAAGAUGAAUACGACGACAAGAAGAAGGACACAGCGGUGAUGAUGCACUUUGUCAUGAAUAUAGUCAUAGUGACCCUGAUGUCUGUGUCCACUGUGAUCGGCUGUGCCAUCUACAAGAUAGAUCACAGGGAACACGUGUCAGAGAGAAACCCCACGCGCAGCCUGGAUGUGGGGCUGCUGGUUGGAGCCUCGAUGGGACAGUUCAUCAUCAGCUAUUUCAGCAUCGUAGCUAUGGUUGCAACUGGAGCCAAAGGCUACCUGAACGGUCUCAACCUGGCCUGGGCUAUACUGAUGGUGCUCCAGCUUGGCCUGCAGAACUUUUUCAUAAUUGAAGGUCUACAUCGAGAACCCUUCCAUGAAAUAGAACCAGUCACUGUUGUUCCAAAUCCAUACGUGCUGGAGCCAGGCAAAGAUCUCAGCAUCCUUGAAGGACCAGACAUGGACACAAAAUCCAACCCUGCGCCCACAUCGCACAACCACACGACUGAGCACAGACACAAGCUGUCAUGGAAGCGACGGGUGUUGAAGGAAGUCUGUGUGUUUCUGCUGCUGGGAAAUGUCAUCCUGUGGAUCAUGCCUGCAUUCGGUGCACGUCCCCAGUUUGAUCACGACACUGAAACUGAAUUCUACAAAUUCAACAUGUGGUCUGCUGUCGUGAAUAUUGGACUUCCUUUUGCCAUCUUUUACCGAAUGCACUCAGUCGCCAGUCUGUUUGAGGUGUUUCUGUGCUCAUAGCACAGGAGCAUAUGAGUACGGCAAACGUCUUUAAUAUUGUAAAACUUUUUUGUAUAAACUGUGAUUUCUUUAAUGAUUUAUUUUUUCUGUAUAAAAUUGUGAAAUAUAAUUUGACUGACUAAUAUCCUUCCUUUGAUGUUUCCCAUGUUGUAGCACGUGAUGAUGUUAUGUUCAAAAGUUACGAAAAUAUUUAAUUGUGAAGCUGAUCUUGUAUGACUUGAGUUAUGUUCCAGGAUGUGUAUGCACAAAAUAAAAGUAAGCAAUAAAGUAAACAGAGUAAAAGA